GUUUUAGACACAUUUGUGAUUGAGUUAAAUAAAGUGGAUGUAUUUAGGAAAUGUAUAUAAACAAAGGAGAAACAGAGCUUGUUCAUGGCGUAGCAGCACAGAUAUUUACGAACUUUCUCCACUAUUUUCACCAACACAAUCUCUAAAUCUCAUCUUCCUCCAUUGUUCAUCAAUCAGCCACAGCCAUGGACAAAGAACAAGAACAUCAAAGCCCGCGAUCUAACUGGAGCGAGACUGUGGAAGACCUCGUCACUGCCGGAGACACUGAUGCUGCUAUUUCUCUUCUUCAAUCGGUGGUUUCCGACCUCCAAACUUCACAAAACUCUAAUCCAGAUCCUCAGUUGGCUGCCGCUCUCACCGACUUGUCCGCUCUCUACUCUUCUAAAGGCCUCUCUCUCAAAGCCGACGACAUUGCGGCUAAAGCUUUCCUUCUUAAACACCAAGCCCAAGUCUCUUGUCCUACUGGGUACGGGAAGAUUAUGAAUGAGGAUCGAACAUCUCCCACGACUGUUUCGCUGUCUUCUGUCGAUGAAGCGUCCGUUGGAACUGGUAAUUUGGAUCGGACGAGGGAUAGUCCAGACAAUGCUGUAUCCUGUUCUGCGUCUUUGGAUGAUGAUGAUUGGGAAGCUAUUGCAGAUCGCCCACCAAAUGAGUUGCUAUCCUUGGAAAGUGAACCUGACAAACCAGAACAGUCAGUCAAAGAAAUGAAAGCCCAAACCCCUAGACGACGUGGGAGGGGAACUUUUUCAUAUAAUAAACACGAGUUAUAUAGUGAUAAGCUAUCUGAUUCUUCAACUACGGAUGAUACAAAUGAAGAAGAGUCUUCUCAUAUGAUUGAGGGCCGCAGGGAGCUAAAAAGUGCACAAUAUGGUACCCAACAUGUUCUUGUUCUGGCGGACUUUCCACCAAGUACCAAAACAAUAGAUCUUGAAAGGCUACUUGGGAAUUUCAUGAAUUCUGGAGUUGUCAUUCGCUGGGUCAAUGAUACAGUUGCACUUGCAGUAUUUCAGACACCAUCGACUGCACUUGAAGUUCUCAAUCAUGUUAGAUGUCCUUUCACCUUACGUCAACUUGAUGAAAAUGAUACUCUUUUGAGCUCGAUUCCACCAAGAGAUCUUGUGCCUCCAAAACAAAGGCCAAAGACAUCGGCUAGAACUGCACAGCGCCUGAUUGCUCAAGGAAUGGGAUUGAAGUUGCCAAAUUCCACUACUUCCUUCGGGUCCAAAGAACUCAGGAAACAAGAAGAAGACCGGAGGAACCGCAUUGUCUCGAGGCAAAAACUGAGAGAUGAAGCUUGGGGAGAUGAUGAUCCAAGUUAGUCAUUUUUACUUUUUUUCUUGAACAGAUGGAUAUUGUUUAUCUGAAGAACGAUAACCAUCAAGACAAACCCCAAACACAGCCACUGUUAAAAUGCUCAACCUUUGUUUCUUUCUUUGUUUGCUCCCAAUGGCUUACAGUAUUUACCCCCAUCCAUCGUGUGAGUUUUAUUAAAGAAACAUCAAAAAACCUCAUUCUUGUGGCUGCAUUAUUCUGUCUUUGGAUUCAUUGCUCUGUAAAACUUGAUUACUUGACACUGUACAGUCCUUAAAACUUGAUAUGGAAAAGUGAAGUUGAUUUUUUUUCUUA
Molecule: messenger RNA, 1626 nt
Organism: Cucumis sativus (cucumber)
Lineage: Eukaryota; Viridiplantae; Streptophyta; Magnoliopsida; Cucurbitales; Cucurbitaceae
Product: coiled-coil domain-containing protein R3HCC1L
Exons: 7
Coding region: 186-1319 (377 amino acids)
Source: RefSeq, a predicted model, not a curated record